Molecule: messenger RNA, 801 nt
Organism: Penicillium verhagenii
Lineage: Eukaryota; Fungi; Ascomycota; Eurotiomycetes; Eurotiales; Aspergillaceae
Exons: 3
Coding region: 1-801 (266 amino acids)
Cellular component (GO): ascospore wall; prospore membrane; lipid droplet
Source: RefSeq, a predicted model, not a curated record
AUGUCCAGCCACAUCAAAGAUGCCGCCAUCGCCGAGGUCAAAAGCGUCCAAGCAGCUUCCGAAGGCAUCCUCAGAUCCGGCGCAUAUCUGUAUCCAUUCAAGGGAAUAAUAUUCUUUGCAACCCACAAAGAUCUCUGGGGCCCAUUUACCGCCCGAGCCGGGCGAACCAUCAGCUUGGGCUUGGGCGUCACAUCAUUCAUGUUCUUUUUCACCUACGUGCCCCAAAUGGCCAUUAUGGCUUUUACUAGCGGUCCCUUGGCCGCUAUAUCUGCGGCCGUGCUUGUUCUCAGCGAAAGCGCCACACUGACGAACAUUUUCUCUCGAUCUUUCCUGGUUGAGGACGCUCUCAUCGAUACCUUUGACGGUACCCUUAUUGCCCGCAACCAGGAGUCGCUUGUCGCACAGGGACGCCAAGUUAAGCCCCAAUCUGGAAGUAGAGGUGCGGUUGCAAGGCUGGGCAAGAUCUUCUCGAGGCCCUUUGCGAAAUUCAAGCCGCAGGUUCUUUUGCGUUCUUUGCUGUACUUGCCCCUGAAUAUGAUCCCGGUGGUUGGAACGGUGCUUUACAUAGCUGUUCAGGGCAAGAGGAUUGGUCCAGGACUACACACACGUUAUUUCCAGCUGAAGGGUUGGGACUCGGCGCAACAGGAAGAGUGGAUUGCGAAGAAUCGAGGAGGAUAUACUGGACUUGGCAUUGCCGCCUUUGCUCUGGAGAUGAUACCCUUUGCUUCCAUUGUCUUUUCAUUCACGAAUACUGUUGGAGCUUCCCUUUGGGCUGCAGAUCUCGAGAAGGCAACGGAAUAA